AUGGAGUGUGGCGUAACGGCAGCGACUUCCCCGACCCCCACAGGCAUCUUGGCCGACGUUGGGCACAGGGCGGAGCGAUCCCCAGCAAGGACGGGGCUCCAUGUGGCCUUCAAAGAAAAAGGAGAGAUCAAGGAGAAAAGGGAAAAGUUCCUCACUGCCAAAUAUGGACACCACCAAAUGAGUCUCAUUAGAAAAAGACUCGCUGUGGAGAUGUGGCUGUAUGAAGAGUUGAAGAAGUUGUAUGAUAGUGGGAAGAGUAAUGGGGAAAAAGUAGGCGUAACCAGUGAAGAGGUAGAAGUAGAUAUGGACGAACUUCUUGAUAUGGACAGUGAAGAACAGAGGCGGAGACAUUUACAGGGUCUUCUUAUAAAUGCCAAAGGCUCUAAAAGCGAUGUAAAUAAAUUCAUCAACGACCUAUUAGAAAAGGCUAAAACUCUCUAAAAGUGGUGAAAAUGUGCCAAAAAAAACAUUACGGUGAAAAGGCCGAGUGAAUGCGCAAGUUUUUCUUAGUGACUUUACAGAUGGCGCAGUCGUCGAAGCGACCAACCAAAUCCAACCCUGAAGAUGUUGUCAGUGAAGCACGAAGAAACGUAGAACAAUAAGGCCCUCCACACACGUUACGAAUUUUUGACAAACUUAAGGCCUCCACACACUAUUAAUGUUAAUUUUAUAAAUGUGGACCUACAUUCCUGACAUCGUUCCUAAAUUAUGCAUUCACAAACAUAUGAUUCGUACGAAGGAUGGAUAUCAUAUAAUAUUCGUUACGUGACAUUGAGACUAUUUUUUUAAUAAACCUAAUAGUGAUGUCAUUUAUGACAUAUCAAUUGUACACGAUUCGCGUGAAUUCGAAUGGUUAGAAAUAGGAUCCCUGACUGAGAAUGAACAGUGGCCACCCACGACAAAUCCUGCCAAACCAUGUUCUGUGUGUGAGGGCCUUAUAGAUACUGUAACAUAAUCAUUAAUAAACUGGCAACAUUGUAGCUUGUCAAGAUUAUGGUGAUCAGACAUGUUUGUGAAUAGAUCUGCUAGUGAUUAGUUCUGAACAAAAUGCCGACCCAUUGCUCAUUUAAAACAAAUUUGCGGUACGGCAGACGAAAUGCCCUUGUAAAACUGUUCUGGAAAAUAACUGUUUGUAAAUAAUAGCUGUCAUUAGUGUGCAAGGCAAAGGCUAGCCAAAAGUGGGCUUACAUUAAGUUUCCCAACAUUGCAAUAGCUAGUAAGAAGCUCCGCACAGAUUUGGAAAAACAUCAAGUAAUUUUGCCGCUAGUCUUCAAGAUAAAAAUAAUAUCUGAUAGGAGAAAAGAAAAUCAAUGAUUUUAUUUCGCAUUCACUUUUUAUUCUAAGCCCACAAUAACAUGUAAUAUAUAAAGGCUUGUGUAGCAAUCUCAAUAUGACCUGAGAGUUGCCAUACAAAACAUGUGAGGCUUCUCACUUUUAUUCUAACUUUAUUGAACUCUGUAUAUUGGGUAGUACGAUUAUUGGAAAUGUUUCCCUAUUCUGAGAAAAUUUGCUACCCUACUAGCUUCUGGUGCACUGAUAUAAUAUACGAAAAAGUUUUUUCACGAUGUCUAAUCGUCCUUAGCAACUCUUAGGUCAAUUUAUAUGUAUAUGACCUCAAAGUAUGUCCGAUAAUAAUAAAAAAUAGCUUAUGAAUGUCUUCUAUGUACUAUAUGUACGUAUAGCAGAAAGAAAACUAAAGUCAUCCAUACACUAAUAUGUAUGCGGCCAGUUGUUACAUAUAGAUCUAAAAUAUACGGCAUUUUAUAAUUUUUUGUACUUUUAGCAUAAUGUCAUAAUGUUACAUUAUUUAUAGUAAACAACAAAAAAUAACGGUUCAUAGCUAGUCCACUUCAAUAUGUGUAAUAUGUAAGUUAGAAAAUGUAUCAUAUCAAACUGCCUUUUUUCCACUUUGUGUAUCAUGACAAUUUUUGAAUGUUUUACCAUUUUUCGGUUGGGAUAAAUUACAGAAUGUUGCGUUGAACGACAAAUCAUAAUAAAACUAUUUUACUUGUGUUAAUUAACUAUCGCCUUACAUAAUUAUGUUAGGAGAUUACUUCAAAUAGGUUGCCAUUAUUUUCUAAACAUAAAUAUGAUCUAACAGUAGUAUUCAAAACAUCGCGUAACAUUUCUGGGGUAAUCAUACCAAUUGCUUCCAUUACACAUCCUCGUAGCUGCUGAUCAGUUUGAAAAGUAUGCUGUUAAACUUGGUUUCUAAUAAAACUUCGAACACAAAGUCCAGAGGAGUUAAAUCUGCAGGAUGCGCUGGCCAGGACACUUCAUUGGAGAUUUCAUUCCACCUUCCGGGAAAUCGCUGAGAAAGAUACCUUCGAACUUGCCUAGAGUUACGUGAAGUAGCACCGUGUUGUUGAAACCAACACCUAUUAACCUGUGCCAAAGGUAAAUUAUCAAGGCAGUCUUCUGGAUUGGGCUACUACUACAUUUUUCUCUUGCCUGGUUGAUAUAUCAGACUUCUCAGAAACUGAUUGUAAAACACUGUUUCCUCUAAAGAUCCCUCUUUUCGAUACGUAACAGGCUUUCUGUAUGAACCACAUUCAUUUAAAUUUCGAGCCAACAAAUGUAGCACGUCCGCAUGUCGAAUUUUUCUUCAUUGCUAAAAUGACCCGGUGGCAACUUUGACGAUAAUAAAGCAAUAUUAACAAUACACAAUAAAAACAAUACUUUGUGACAGGUUUUUCCGUCAAGUCAAGCAUUUUUUUUGCAAUGCCUACUUAAAAAAAUCAGAAGAAACGCAUUUUCCCUAUACCCAAGAAAAUAAAUGUAACAUGCGACACACAUUGAAUUCGUAUAAAAAUAUGCUAUUAGACAUGUGUACUUUUUCCUAAUUUAACUUAAGCUGUAUCUUGCACAGGUAUUAAGAUCCCCAUGCAUAGGAUCCUUAUCUUGGAACCCUGUAUAAUACAUUUGUUACUGACAAACGAUGCUGAGGUUUAACAUUGGAUUUAGAGGACAAGCUCAGAGUGAUUUAAUAUUAACGUCCAUCGAAAAGUUCGCACAAAAGUAUGUAUGAUUGUAUUUUUCGUAGUGAAUAAUAUUAAGUUUCUGAGACAUCGACGUGUAUAAUAUGAAAACAGCAGUAGUGAUUACUUGCACCUAUCUAUUGUAAUUAAUAUUGUUUUGGCACUGAAAUAUUGAAUAAAUUUUGGGAGGCCUAAAAGGUUUAAACACUGCCCUGUUCAAUUUGGCAACAAACAUUCUGUAAUUUCUUCAAACCACAAAAUACGAUUUUCCGUAUACCUUUCGUGGAUAAUAUCAUGCGUUGUUACGAGUCUCCCUGUUAUUAUGUAUAUCAUUUUUACCAUAUCAUUGUUGCUCAAAAUUUGUUACGUCUAAGCUGCAGGAAUGGUCAUCGGAUUACGAAUGGGUGGGUCCAACCAUGACAUGGGAUUUUAAUAUUUUUAUGUACGUGGUUGCAACUUCAUCUUGCUUUCUCUAAAACAGGGAAACAUAUACUCCAUUUUUACUUCAUAUGAUAUGACUCUCAGGUGAUAUUUUGUGAGGAAAUUGAGUACAGUUUGUAAAAAUUUCGUGUUACAACGUUGAUAACCCCUAUUUUUUUACUACUUUAUGGUUUUCCAACCAUAAAGAUGAAAUAUUGUCUUGCCUUGUGACCAUAACUGAUAUAUGCAUCUGUAAACAGGUUAUCUCAUUUUUUACAAUGAUACAAACAUUUUUUUGUCCAUAACCAUCAUCAUUGACAUCAUUAUAGUUUUCACAAUAAUUGCAAAAAAUAUAGCACGUUUCAGCAUUAGUCUUCAUUGUCUAUCUUUUUCCAUUCUUGAAAAAAUAACUCUCUUUUUUUAACUAUUCCGUUGGUGUAUGAAACCUGUGUGCAUAUAGUUUUAGCUUCAUAUAUUUUGUGAAAUCUAUUUAGGUACUUAUAAAAUGAAUUAAACUCGAUCAUUUGUUGUGAUCUCACCUCUGGUUUUGACAUGUGUAAAAAUAACAUAUAUCUACUGUAGUUUAGUUAGAAAGAAUGUGUAAGAUCUUUUACAAAUAAAAUAGUGAUAAUAAAAGUAUA
Molecule: messenger RNA, 4039 nt
Organism: Acanthoscelides obtectus
Lineage: Eukaryota; Metazoa; Arthropoda; Insecta; Coleoptera; Chrysomelidae
Source: the annotation of a GenBank genome assembly